CAUGGCAAUAAUCAGCUGGUUGUCAUCUUCCAUCUUCCUCUCAUUAUUCACCUUGUUUUGCCUUAGUAUUAGUAAUGCAUCAUGGGGUGCUCAGGCUGCUCGCGAAUCAUGUCGUCCCAUCUCGUCUUUGAUCAACAAAGACCUUUUCCACACCAUGUUUCUACACAAGGACGACGCCGCAUGCCCUGCCAAAGACUUCUACGCCUACAACUCUUUCAUCCAAGCCUCCAAAUCCUUCCCUGGAUUUGGCACCACCGGAAGCUUAACCACUCGCAAGCGCGAAAUUGCUGCCUUCCUUGCUCAGAUCUCUCACGAGACUUCAGGUGGGUGGGCUACUGCCCCUGAUGGACCCUAUGCAUGGGGUUUGUGCUAUAAAGAGGAAAUCAAUCCCCAAAGCGACUACUGUGACUCCACCAACAAGGAAUGGCCCUGCUAUCCGGGCAAAUCUUACAAAGGAAGAGGCCCUAUUCAACUAUCUUGGAACUUUAAUUAUGGCCCGGCCGGCAAGGCAUUGGGGUUUGAUGGGCUUAAGAAUCCAGAAAUAGUGGCGAACAAUUCCAUGAUCGCGUUGAAAACGGCUCUGUGGUUCUGGAUGACUGAGCAAAAGCCGAAGCCGUCUUGUCACGAUGUCAUGGUUGGACGAUAUAUUCCCACAGAAGCUGAUGUUGCAGCCAACCGGACGGCCGGAUUUGGGGUGGUGACUAACAUAAUCAACGGUGGCCUUGAGUGCGGCAUACCAAACGACGCACGAGUGAAUGAUCGGAUUGGUUAUUUCAAAAGAUAUGCUCAGCUGUUGAAUGUGGAUACUGGAUCUGACUUAGACUGUGCAAAUCAGAAGUCUUUUUAAUGUUAAAAAAACAGGAAUGCAGUGCAAGUUGCAACAUGUCUAUGAUAUUUUUCUUACAAUAUUACAUGGAAUAAGAAUUAAUACUGAGCUUGAGUUGAUGGAGUUUUCUGUUUUGUAUUUAAUUUCUGUCUGUGUGAUCCUUUUUUCAGAUUUGAUGAA
Molecule: messenger RNA, 1006 nt
Organism: Prunus dulcis (almond)
Lineage: Eukaryota; Viridiplantae; Streptophyta; Magnoliopsida; Rosales; Rosaceae
Product: chitinase 10
Exons: 2
Coding region: 2-847 (281 amino acids)
Biological process (GO): cell wall macromolecule catabolic process; carbohydrate metabolic process; chitin catabolic process
Molecular function (GO): chitinase activity
Source: RefSeq, a predicted model, not a curated record